AUGAGUUGUUUCCAGACUUCAGAGAGCCAGUCUUGGAUUUAUCCCACUGUGAUCCUCUGCCUGUUUGGAUUUUUCUCCAUGAUGAGACCUUCAGAACCCUUCCUUAUGGUGUAUUUAUCUGGACCAGAUAAAAACCUGACCAGUGCAGAGCUCACAAAUGAGAUCUUCCCCGUGUGGACCUACUCUUCCCUGGCGCUACUGCUCCCAGUCUUUAUCCUCACCGAUUAUGUCCGCUACAAGCCAGUCAUCGUCCUCCAGGGGAUUAGCUUCAUCAUUUGCUGGGUGCUGCUCUUGUUUGGCCAAGGAGUCAGGACCAUGCAGGUGCUGGAAUUCUUCUAUGGGAUGGUCACCGCCACCGAGGUGGCCUACUAUGCCUACAUUUACAGCGUGGUCAGCCCGGAGCACUACCAGAAGGUGAGCGGCUACUGCAGGAGUGUCACGCUGAUGGCCUACACGGCGGCCUCCGCGCUGGCCCAGCUCUUGGUAUCCCUGGCCGGCCUGUCCUACUUUUACCUCAACGUCAUAUCCUUGGCCUCUGUCUCCGUGGCCUUCCUCUUCUCACUUUUCCUACCCAUGCCUAAGAAGAGCAUGUUUUUUCAUGCAAAACCCAGCCAAGAAGCCCUUCCAAAGCCACCAGGAAUGGACACUGUCUCAGAGGAACCUCAACAGGAUCACAAACCAGUGGGAAAAGAAGUGUUCACUGAUUCAGGGAACCCAGAUGAUGGCCAGGUGACCAACCCAAAGCCAGGAAAUGUAGCUCUGAGAGUUUUUGUGCAGUGGUUACAAGAUUUGAAGCAGUGUUACUCCUCAAAACAUCUUUUUUACUGGUCCCUGUGGUGGGCUUUUUCCACAGCAGGUUAUAACCAGGUUUUGAACUAUGUUCAAGUCCUGUGGGAUUACAAAGCACCGUCCCAGAGUUCAGUAUAUAAUGGAGCAGUAGAAGCUAUUGCAACCUUUGGAGGGGCCCUGGCUGCCUUCGCAGUGGGUUACGUGAAAGUCAACUGGGAUCUUCUGGGAGAGCUGGCUCUGGCCAUCUUCUCAGUUGUCAAUGCAGGCUCUCUAUUUCUCAUGCAUUACACGACCAACAUAUGGGCAUGCUACACUGGCUAUUUGAUAUUCAAGACUGUUUAUAUGCUCCUUAUCACUAUAGCAGUGUUUCAGAUCGCUGUUAAUCUGAGUGUGGAACGCUAUGCCCUGGUGUUUGGAAUCAAUACCUUCAUUGCCCUGGUGAUUCAGACCAUUAUAACUGUAAUUGUAGUAGAUCAGGGAGGACUGGGGCUUCCAAUCAGCAUUCAGUUUUUAGUUUAUGGAAGUUACUUUGCAGCCAUUGCUGGCAUUUUCCUGAUGAGAAGCAUAUACAUUAUCUACUCAGCCACAUGCCGAAAGAGAGUACAGAACUCUGUUACUACAAGUCAGAAUCAAUAUAGGCCACACCCAGAGGAACCAAAGAACGUCUAA
This is a messenger RNA of Budorcas taxicolor (takin), 1458 nucleotides long. It is a transcript of the gene SLC19A3, whose product is annotated as solute carrier family 19 member 3. Gene Ontology annotation, molecular function: thiamine transmembrane transporter activity. Gene Ontology annotation, cellular component: plasma membrane. Gene Ontology annotation, biological process: transmembrane transport; vitamin transport. The transcript is spliced from 5 exons. The record is from RefSeq and is a predicted model, not a curated record. NCBI's taxonomy places the organism in Eukaryota, Metazoa, Chordata, Mammalia, Artiodactyla, Bovidae. Bases 1 to 1458 code for a protein of 485 amino acids.